Cyprinodon variegatus (sheepshead minnow) is the source of this 4374-nucleotide messenger RNA. It is a transcript of the gene kirrel1a, whose product is annotated as kin of IRRE-like protein 1. Gene Ontology annotation, molecular function: cell adhesion molecule binding. Gene Ontology annotation, cellular component: cell-cell junction. The record is from RefSeq and is a predicted model, not a curated record. The transcript has 15 exons. Gene Ontology annotation, biological process: cell-cell adhesion. Lineage: Eukaryota; Metazoa; Chordata; Actinopteri; Cyprinodontiformes; Cyprinodontidae. The coding region runs from base 242 to 2740 and encodes 832 amino acids.
GAAAACGGACUGUCGCUGAAGAGCAGAGGUGAAAAGAUACAAGGGAAGAAACUGGGACCUAGAAAUGGUGUGACCGCCAGCGAGUCCGAACCGAAUCAGAGGGUCAGAUGUGGAGGAGGUCCGCUUGAAUUUUUAGUUGUUUUUUUUUCUAAGUCAUUGUUAGAAGUCAGCAAACUCUCGCUUUUUGAUGCCGUCCUCACGGAGGUCUGAGCCACUAACGGACUUAUUGGUCGGUUGAACCAUGCAGAGGCUGCUGCUCCUGAGUUUGGCGUUCGGUCUCCACUCUGCAGUGAGGACAGCAAGAUUCUCUCAGGAGCCCGCAGACCAGUCGGUGGUGAGGGGCCAGAGGGUGCUCCUGUCCUGCGUCGUCUUCAACUACUCUGGCAUUGUUCAGUGGACCAAAGAUGGUCUGGCUCUGGGCAUCGGAGAGGACCUGCGGGCCUGGCCCAGGUACCGUGUGCUGCGAGUCCAGGAGCUGGGUCAGUACAACCUGGAGAUCCUUUCUGCCGAUCUAUCCGACGAUGCCCUGUAUGAGUGCCAGGCGCCUGAUGCUGCUCUGAGAUCCAGAAGGGCCAAACUCACCGUCCUCAUCCCUCCGGAUGAUCCCGUUAUCGAUGGAGGACCGGAGGUAUUGCUCACCGCGGGGGAGUCAUACAACCUCACAUGUGUGUCUCGUGGAGCUAAACCUCCCUCAAUGGUGGAGUGGCUUAAAGACGGUCUGCCUGUAGAGGGAGCUGUCAGCACCACAGAAGUGCUUUCAGACAGGAAGAGGGUGACGACACGGAGCCUGCUUCCCAUCCAUCCCAUUGACACAGACACUGGGAGGAACUACAGCUGUGUGGCCACAAACCUGGCUGCUCCAUCUGGGAAGAGCACAACCGUCACCCUUAAUGUGCACCAUCCACCAACAGUGACCUUGUCCAUUGAACCUCGCUCUGUCCUAGAAGGAGACAGAGUCACCUUCACCUGCCAGGCUCACGCUAACCCUCCUAUUAUGGGCUACAGGUGGGCUAAAGGCGGUGUGGUGCUACAGGGAGCCAGGGAGAACGUUUUCACCACCAAGGCCGACCACUCCUUCUUCACUGAACCGGUCUCCUGUCUGGUUUUCAAUGCGGUGGGGAAAACUAACGUCAGCAUCCUGGUGGAUGUGCACUUUGGUCCUAUCCUGUUGGUGGAGCCGCAGCCAAAGACAGUUGAUGUGGACUCUGAUGUCACCCUCAACUGCAAAUGGGCUGGAAACCCUCCGCUCACUCUCACCUGGUUCAAGAAAGGAUCGAACAUGGUCUUGAGUAACAGCAACCAACUGCAUCUGAAGUCAGUGACCCAGGCUGAUGCUGGCCAAUACGUAUGCAAGGCCAUCGUCCCACGGAUUGGAGUAGGAGAAACCGAGGUCACGCUCACAGUCAACGGUCCACCCAUCAUCUCUAGUGAGGCUGUCCAGUACGCUGUGAGGGGGGAGAGAGGAGAGGUGAAAUGCUACAUAGCCAGUACGCCUCCUCCAGAUAAGAUCGUGUGGGCUUGGAAGGAGAACGUGUGGGAGAAGGAGAAGGGCACGCUGCUGGAGAGGUACACAGUGGAACAGAGCAAGCCUGCAGCUGAGGGCGGUGGCGUCCUCUCCACCCUCACCAUCAACAACGUGAUGGAGUCGGACUUCCUGUCCACCUACAACUGCACAGCCUGGAACGUGUUCGGCCCCGGGACCAUGAUCAUCACCCUGGAGGAGACCGAGGAGGUUCCAGUGGGAAUAAUAGCCGGCGUCACGGUCUGUUCCACCAUCCUGCUGUUCGUCUUCCUGCUUGUUCUUGUUCUCAUCUUUUACCGGCAGCGAAAAGGCAGCCGGCGCGGGGUCACGCUUGGGAAGCCCGACAUCAAGGUGGAGACGAUUACUAAGGAGACCCACAGCCUGGAAGAGGACUCUGGCAGCGUGUCCACGGCGUCGCGCAUGGUCAAGGCCAUGUACUCGUUUCUCCCUUCUGUGUCCUUCUCUCCUUCUAAUCAGCCUUUUAAAGAUGAGAUAGAACUCAAGUCGGACCUCCGAAGCGACACCCUGGACACCCGCCAGGAGUACGACCUAAAGGACCCCACUAACGGCUACUACAAUGUUCGAGCUACCACCCAGGAUGAAGUCCACCCUGGGUCCCGUUCCACGUUGCAUUACGCUGACUACCGCUCCCCUGCAGGGACACCAGGAGGAGCAGCAUCUAUCAGUAGCAGCACUGGAGGCUCUGGAGCCACAGCCAGCGGAGGAGCCCCCGUUCCCCCAGGUCCUCUCACCUCCCCUGGACGCCCACAAGCCUGCUACGACCCUCGGCCACCCUCCAGACUGUCUCACAUCAGUUAUGCCCAGUUCAACACUUUCACCCGUGGGGGCCAAAGCCAGCAGCCCCCCACUAACCCCGCCCCAGCGGCCACUGACUUCCCAGGGGACUGCAGCCUUCUGGACUCCACUUCCCAGCUUGCCUACGACAACUACGGCUACCCUUCGCACUACCAGACCUAUCGCAUGGGCUUCGCACCAUCCAGCCUGGCCCCGCUGGAGGCCGGCCCGUCCUACGAGAUGUACGGGGUCGGAUCUGGGGUGGCAAGCCCCGGGGUCGGGGUCAGUCCUGGAGGCCCAGCUCCAGCCGUUUCAGAGACUGGACUGGGGAAGUACGGCAGCUCCACUCGCUUUUCCUACACCUCGCAGCACUCUGACUACUCUCACAGCCGACACACGCAGCGAAUGCAGACUCACGUGUGAGAGCGAGACUCAGAGAACCCCCCCCCUCACAGUCUUAGCCGAGCAUUAAGAGGCAUCUUAUAAAUAGUGUCACACAGAACACACAUAUACCCACACACAAACAUGCAGACAUUUCCCCAUGUCCUGGUUGGACACCAACACACAAACACAGGCACAAUUUCCUACACCAUGCCCGUGAGAGAGGGAGGAGGAAGAGUAAACAGAGAGCAGAGAAAACAGGGUGAAAUGAAGGAGUUUUAACGAGACAGGGAGGGGAAAGUCCACGCGGUUUGGAAUUCCCUCUACUCCCGAUGUUUGGAGAUGUGAGCUCUGUGAGAGCGGACAGCGCAAGUCACAAUCAUGCCGAGAGAGGACGAGAGAUCGCGCCCCACCCACCCCCCCAAUACAACCUCUGUUCUGAACUGUCGUCGUGAGGUGACGGAGGAAAUCUUGAAGCAAAACUGUCAGAUCGACGCGCCGAUCGAAAGCGACCUCAGCCAGUGGGAGCCAUUUCUGGCCACCAUUUUGAGUUUUUCUUUUAGCUGGUUGUCUUAUUCAGUGAACAUAGAGCACAUAAACAGUAUGUAGUAUCCCAGAGAGCCCGCGUGUACAGUGCAGCCGGGCCCGUUAGGCAGCAUUUAGGGGGGGAAAGAGGGAGUGUGGGUGGCUGACCAUCAUGUUGUACUUCAUCCAUGGUAUUCAUUCUCUGACGUCUCUUUACUAUAUCUCUGUUACGUCUUCUGUUUAUUUGCACACCAGAUUAGAGCUUUGUAUUCUAUUUUUUAACAUUACAAUAUUAUUUUUGUCGGUGUAAAACAUGUAUGUAAUCAUGUAUGAUGUAAUGGACCAAAACGUUUUGGAGCGUGCACGCACACCGAACCCAAGCGAAGAGUUGUGCCAAUGGCGGAAGCCUGGAACGGGGAUGUGUUUCAGUCCCUUUUCCAAAAAAAAGAAAUUGAAAACCUUGUGCCAAACGUUCAUAUUCCUUGGACCACGUGUAUGCAGUAGAAGCUCCCUCUAUUGGUUGGAUGCUGCUUUAUGAGACCAGGAUGGAGCCGUUUCUUCUCUUGUUUUUAACUGUAAGCCUGGCACAGACGAAGAGAGAACAAACGUGGAUGAUGGGUUUAGAGUGGCCUUAUGGGGGAGCAUUUCAUGCAUUUCCAUUUUGAAUCAUUCCUACAUUGUUCGUCUGCCAAAUCUGGCUGGAGGAGAAUGUGUGCAGAGAGGUUUAAUGAAGGCUUGUCCACAGUAUUGACAUGUUAUUAGAGUGUGACUGCGAGUGUGAGUGGGAGCGAACCAUCAAGGGAAGGGAGGGGGGUGGGCAUUGGCGCACACUUCCAUUUGUACAGUGUGUUUGUAUAGAAGUUUGAAUGAGUGUGUGUGUUUUAGUAUACGUCUGUAUCAUUUCUCACAAACCUGUUACACUCCUUUUAUACCUCUGGUAGGACUGUAUCCUGUAUUAUUGUGUCUUUGAAUUUAGGCGAAUCCAAUGUUUAUCUUAUCGUACCGUUGGUAGCAGAGACAGCUGUUCAAAAAGAUGUACGACAAACAUUAUCAAACUCAUUUUUUUUAUUCCAUUAUCUUCGAUAUUUUUUAAAAAUGGUAUGUAAUUAUUUUUCCACAGUAUUACAUAAAUAAAAAGCACUGUUUUUUAA